GGAGGUGGGGAAAGAGGAGGUGCAUAGCUCUGGGGAGGUGGAAUAAGCAGUAAUUCGGAACAAUUUCUCAAAGUGCGAGGACAGACGGAAGCCGAUAUAAACGGGCUGCCCUUCACUCGAGGCUAUCAGGGGCAAAAGAAAACAGCUGCUGCUGUCACUGACCUCCAGCUCCAGAGGCUGAGCCGAGCUCCGGCCCAUGUUGAGCGGCCCGCCGGCGGUCAUGGCCACGCUGGAGGGCUGCCGCUGUCGGGGUGCCAGCGCCCGCAACAACAACAGCAUUCUCUACAGCAUCUUAAAGAGCGAUAGCUUUGUGACCCCCGAGGCACACCAGCAGCAUUCCCAUCAUCACACACUGCAACACUUGCACCAGAAGACCCCCUCCUCCUCUUCCUCCUCCUCUGCUCCAGCCUCGCUGCAGGAGCUCCGACAGCAGCAGGCUUGCUCGUGCGGCUCCACGCGCCGCCGGGGCGUCCUGCGCGCCCCGCAGGUCACCUGCAAAGCCGCGUCCGCGGUUCUGGUCAAGACGCUGCGGUUCGUGAAAAACGUCCCAUGUUUCCGAGAGCUGCCGGAGGACGACCAGCUGAUGCUCAUCCGGAGCGGCUGGGCUCCUCUGCUCGUGCUGGGUCUCGCGCAGGACCGCGUGGACUUCGACACGACGGAGACGGUAGAGCCCAGCAUGCUGCAGCGCAUCCUCACUGGGGUACCGGAGCGCCAGAGCGAGGCUGUGACCGGGCAGAGCAGGGCGGCGGUCGGGGUGUCCGUGGUGGACAUUGAGGCGAUCAAAGCUUUCCUGAAGAAGUGCUGGAGCGUGGACAUUAGCACGAAGGAGUACGCGUACCUGAAGGGAGCUGUUCUCUUCAACCCAGAUCUGGAGGGUUUGAGGUGUCUGCACUACAUCCAGUCUCUGCGUCGAGAGGCUCAUCAGGCUCUGAACGAGCACGUCCGGCUGAUCCACCGCGAUGACACCACGCGCUUCGCCAAGUUGCUGAUCGCCCUGUCCAUGCUGCGGGCCAUCAGCCCUCCGGUGGUCGCCCAGCUUUUCUUCAGACCUGUCAUAGGGACCGUGAACAUCGAGGAGGUUCUCAUGGAGAUGUUCUACGGAAAAUAGGUCACAAGCAGGACCCAGAAGAGCUCCGAACUUUUACUUUUUUAUGUUUGAUUUUGGGACUGGAAAGCAAGGACUUGAUAUCUGGACUGGGUGUGUGAAUGAAUGUUGAGGGAACAGAUGUUCUUUCAGAGGAAAAAUACAAAGCAGUUGCUGGGAUUCAUAACUUAUUUGUUUUUAUAAAAAACUAUUUUUCUAUAAUAAUAAACAAACUUCAUCACA
Molecule: messenger RNA, 1327 nt
Organism: Nothobranchius furzeri (turquoise killifish)
Lineage: Eukaryota; Metazoa; Chordata; Actinopteri; Cyprinodontiformes; Nothobranchiidae
Gene: nr0b1
Product: nuclear receptor subfamily 0, group B, member 1
Biological process (GO): negative regulation of transcription by RNA polymerase II
Cellular component (GO): nucleus; cytoplasm
Molecular function (GO): transcription corepressor activity; transcription factor binding
Source: RefSeq, a predicted model, not a curated record